This is a messenger RNA of Lemur catta (Ring-tailed lemur), 2043 nucleotides long. It is a transcript of the gene LCMT1, whose product is annotated as leucine carboxyl methyltransferase 1. The coding region runs from base 918 to 1847 and encodes 309 amino acids. The record is from RefSeq and is a predicted model, not a curated record. Gene Ontology annotation, cellular component: cytosol. Lineage: Eukaryota; Metazoa; Chordata; Mammalia; Primates; Lemuridae. Gene Ontology annotation, molecular function: protein C-terminal leucine carboxyl O-methyltransferase activity. The transcript is spliced from 11 exons. Gene Ontology annotation, biological process: C-terminal protein methylation.
AGUUCUAUCAUCAUGUAGCACAUUCAAUCUUUUCUAGAAGGAGGUUUGGCUAGAGUAGGGCUGAAAUUGUAAUGUGUAAGGAAGCCACAGUCACUCAUAUUUGAUAUUUUGUGAGUGGCACGGUGGCCUUUUGUCUGUGCUUAGACAAAAUUAUGAAGUGAACUUGUUUCCUCUCACUUCAUCGCUGUUGCAGAGGGCCCUUGGUGUUCUGUGAGAUUGUUUAUGUCCAACAGGAGAACAGCAUGGCCUUUCUAGGUGCACCAGCCAACUUCCAUCAACAUUAAGGCCUGUCUCCUGGUACAGGGCCAGCUCGUAGAGGUCAGGGAUGUUUUUCUAUGCAUGAGCAGAGGCAUGGAGACUGAAGCAGGAUGGUGUGUUAGGGGAACUUGACAACAGGUGGGGAUUGGGUGACAAGAGAGAAUUCAAAAAGGUUGUGAGAGAACAAAUUGUGGAUGGUCCUGAGGAAUGUGGGUUUUAUCCUGAGGGAUUUUUAAGUGGGGGAGCUGGCAUGAUCUGGGUAUUUUAGAAAAAUCCAAAGCAGCUGUGCAGGAGGUGGAUCCUGACAAAGGGCAAGUCUCUUUCCCACGGCCACAGAUUUUCCUUGGACACUAGCCACUCACCAAGUCUAAUGCAACACUUCCUGGUUUUUCUAACUGCUGGCUGGGGUGAUUGUUCAUAAUUGCAAAUCUUAACCUGUCACUUGAAACCUUUUAGUUCCACAGCAGCUAGCAGGUAAAACAUCUGCACUUGAUUGCAUGAAAUGCUGUAUCUUUUCGUGAUCUGGUCACUGUGGCCUGAUAUCUGACUGCCGACUGGGAAUCUCCACUUGGAUGUCUCAGAACUAUCUCAAAUUCACUAUUUCUACAACUGGACUCGAGAUCACCUUCCCAUGGUCCUCUCCACAGCCCCCUCAGUGAAUGAUGCCAUUGUUCACUGGGGUCACAGGUGCAACAAGGUUUGCAGUAAGCAUCGGCUACUGGCAUGACCCUUACAUCCAACACUUUGUGAGACUGACUAAAGAGAGGAAGGCCCCGGAAAUUAAUAGAGGAUAUUUUGCUCGAGUCUAUGGUGUCAACCAGCUUAUGAAGGCGUUUCUGCGGAAAACAGAAUGUCAUUGUCAAAUUCUCAACCUUGGGGCGGGGAUGGAUACCACCUUUUGGAGAUUAAAGGAUGAAGAUCUUCUCCCAACUAAAUAUUUUGAAGUGGACUUUCCGAUGAUAGUCUCAAGAAAGCUGCACAACAUCAAAAACAAGCCUCCCCUAUCAAACCCCAUUAUAGAAUUACAUUCAGAGGACACACUUCAGAUGGAUGGACACACACUGGAUUCAAAAAGAUAUGCCAUUAUUGGAGCAGAUCUCCGAGAUACGCAUGAAUUGGAGGAGAAACUAAAGAAAUGUAACAUGAAUACACAAUUGCCAACACUCCUGGUAGCUGAAUGUGUGCUGGUUUAUAUGACUCCAGAGCAGUCUGCAAACCUCCUCAAGUGGGCAGCCAACAGUUUUGAGAUGGCCAUGUUGAUAAACUAUGAACAGGUGAACAUGGGUGAUCGGUUUGGGCAGAUCAUGAUUGAAAACCUGCGGAGACGACAGUGUGAUCUGGCAGGAGUGGAAACUUGCAAGUCAUUAGAGUCACAGAAAGAACGGCUGUUGUCGACGGGGUGGGAAACGGCAUCCGCAGUGGACAUGAUGGAGUUGUACAGCAGGUUACCGCGCGCUGAAGUGACCAGAAUAGAAUCCCUUGAAUUCCUGGAUGAAAUGGAGCUUCUUGAGCAGCUCAUGCAGCAUUACUGCCUCUGUUGGGCAACCAGAGGAGGAAGUGAACUCGGUUUGAAGGAGAUAACUUAUUAGUCUGUCGAAGGCACAUACUGAGCCAGAAGCUGAAGCUGAAGCCACCAGCCUUCCCAGGGGAGCUACGCUGAGCUCCCAGAGUGAUGGGCAGGCCUCAGGUACUGCCCUCCCACACUCUGAGAAACCUUGGUCUCAAAGUUUGUCGUACCAGCUCUUAUUUCUGUUGACUUGUUUAAAUAAAUCACACUUGCCAUUG